CUCCUCGGAGGAAGAACUGCCUUCAAAAAAAUUAAAAAAAUAAAGCGCGAGAUAGAGGGGUUUAGGGUUUCGAAUCGAAGCAAAAUCCGGAACCGAAGGGAAGAAUCGUAGCAGAGAAGCCAUGGAAGAAGCUAUGGCAAACGCUUUGGCUAUCGCAGACCAGAGGCAGAAGAUCGAACAGUACAAGCGCAUCCUUGCCUCUGUUCUCUCCUCCAACGAUAUCCUCCAAGCCAAGAAGUUCAUUGAUCACAUUUUGUCCGAUGAUGUCCCGUUGGUGGUGUCGAGGCAGCUUCUGCAAUCUUUUGCGCAAGAAUUGGGGAGAUUAGAACCAGAGACACAGAAGGAGAUCGCAAGCAACACACUUUCUCGGAUUCAGCCGAGGGUUGUCUCGUUCGAGGAACAGGCACUCAUUAUCAGAGAAAAACUUGCUGACUUGUAUGAAUCUGAGCAGCAAUGGUCAAAAGCUGCUCAGAUGCUGAGUGGCAUUGAUCUAGACUCUGGAAUAAGGGCUGUUGAUGAUAACUUUAAGCUCUCAAAGUGUAUCCAAAUUGCUCGUUUGUAUCUCGAGGAUGAUGAUGCUGUAAAUGCAGAGGCUUUUAUAAAUAAGGCCUCUUUCUUAGUGAGCAAUAGUCAGAAUGAAGUAUUGAACUUACAGUACAAGGUCUGCUAUGCUAGAAUUUUGGAUCUGAAAAGGAAGUUCCUGGAGGCUGCACUACGGUAUUAUAAUAUAUCACAGAUCGAAAAACGACAAAUAGGGGAUGAAGAAAUCGAUGAGAAUGCAUUGGAGCAGGCUCUAUCUGCUGCUGUUACAUGUACGAUAUUAGCUGGAGCUGGUCCUCAACGUUCUCGUGUUCUCGCAACUCUAUAUAAGGAUGAACGAUGCUCCAAGCUGAAGAUUUAUCCUAUCUUGCAGAAGGUUUAUCUUGAAAGGAUUCUGAGGAAGCCAGAGAUUGAUGCCUUUGCCCAAGAACUGAGGCCACAUCAGAAAGCAUCAUUGCCUGACAAUUUCACUGUUCUUGAUCGUGCGAUGAUCGAGCAUAAUCUUCUGAGCGCUAGCAAACUCUAUACAAAUAUAAGGUUUGAUGAGUUGGGAACUCUACUGGGGAUCGACCCGCAAAAGGCUGAGAAGAUAGCAUCUAAAAUGAUUUAUGAAGAUAGGAUGAGAGGUUCCAUUGAUCAGGUGGAGGCCGUCAUACAUUUCGAGGAUGACACUGAAGAACUUCAACAAUGGGAUCACCAGAUAUCAGGGUUAUGCCAAGCACUCAACGACAUUCUUGACGGCAUGGCUAAGAAAGGCUUACCAGUUCCCGUCUGAUUCAUUUUGCCCCCCGCAGACUACUCUGCAGAUCGGGUAAAACUAUCUGGUAACGCUUUCUGGCAAAAUGCUCAAGUUUUCCCCGAGUCGCUUCGCAAUAAUUGACGCGGGCAUUUAGUAGAUGUAAGUAGUACAAAUCUCAUGGCUUGGAAGGGAGUUUUUCUUCACAAGGUUUCCAUUUGAGUCUCUUUUGGUUUUGCAUACUCAUAUGGCUAUAUGUUGUGGUAAGUAUAUUAUUAGUUGGUUGAUUCAAGGAGGGGAGGGAGAAGA
Molecule: messenger RNA, 1585 nt
Organism: Tarenaya hassleriana
Lineage: Eukaryota; Viridiplantae; Streptophyta; Magnoliopsida; Brassicales; Cleomaceae
Product: COP9 signalosome complex subunit 4-like
Exons: 14
Coding region: 122-1315 (397 amino acids)
Cellular component (GO): cytosol; COP9 signalosome
Source: RefSeq, a predicted model, not a curated record